AUGAUGACAACCUUCACCGACCUACCAGUCGAGCUUCUCGACCGGAUUUGCGUCUGGCUGUGCCCUCACUGCAGACCAUUCACAGUCAGGAUAACGAAACCAAGCAUCGACUCACGCCCGACAUCGGACGACUGGGAACGUGACCGGCUUUACCGCACCACCCUCUUCAACUUGUGCUUGACAUCGAAAGCCCUUCGACGCGUGGCUCAGCCGGUACUUUUUCAUCGCUUCCUACACCACGACAACCGGCACUGGCAGACCCCUCGAACUGGGCUGACCCUGCGUCUCUUCGAGCUGUUGCGAACCAUUGACGAGCGCCCCAGCCUGGCCGGUCUGCUCAGGUGUGUCGACAUCAACGCCUUUGAGCGUAACUGCACCUGUUGCCGUCGCGGUUCCGAACCGAUCACCCCCGAGCAAAACGGAUUGGUCACACGGCUGGCCAGUAAGACAGGCCUCGCUUUCGAAACCGCAGAGCUCGAAUUGCAUGACCUCCCUGAGUGCCUCAUCCAGCUGCUGCUGGCCUCGGCUCGGAACCUGUCAGGGCUGAACCUGUGCGCCCCUCGCUGGUGGACGUUCUGCUCCCUGGCACUAUGGGCCUCUCGAAGCGGCCACCAGACGUUCUUGCCUUGGCUGAAACGAAUGGAGCUGGCCAUCGAUAACCACGAGAGCGACGCAUGCCUCGGGCCGCAUAACGAGUCGUGUAACCAUCCAACGACGUCGUGCUCGAUCGAGCGUCUUCUGGUUGACGCUGCGCCCAACCUCAAGCUCCUAUCCUGUACUGCCGGUGCCCUGAACAGCCUGCCUCUGCUCCCGGCGUUAAAGUGGCUGGAAAUCCAUGUCCAUGGAUCCUGGGAGGGAAUGCUACCGCAGCUCAUGAGAGGGUUGCCUCGUCUCACACACCUCACCGUCAUCGCCAGAAACAAGCACUGCCCCACGCCGAACGAGAUACAGAACUCGUUGGCGGGCCACCGCGAUACUCUGGAGUAUCUGAACGUCGUGCAACACAGGUGGAUGUCCCAGGGCUGGAGGCCGAGCACAGAAAAGUAUGCCAUGACAUCUCUCGCCGAGUUCACGGCCCUCAAAACCAUCAACCUCGACGGGUACAUGAUCUGGCCCGACAGAGGUGGCAUGGCCGCCAACCAGAUGGUUCCAGCAGACCUGGAGCUUCUCCCCGAGUUUCUACCUGAGUGCGUGCAGCAGCUGCACGUCGACCUCUCGGACAACUAUGGAGACGAGAGCUUCAGGUCGUUGGCUGAAGCCAAGACAAAGGGGAGGUUUCCGCAGCUAGAUGCUGUCUUCUGGCGGUCCGAUGGCAUCCAUAACCUCAUGCUGGCCGCCGCUGACAGGUCGUGGGCCGCGGGCGACGAGUGGAAGGCGGAGGUCCCCUUGCAAGUCGCGAGAUGGAUGGAAGAUCAAGGCCACAGUCUCGCGUUUCCCGACUGGCGAGCUUUGCGACUCAAGAUAGAUCCUACGACGCGUCGACGCAAAGUAAGAAUCACGUCGUAG
Messenger RNA from Colletotrichum higginsianum IMI 349063, 1506 nucleotides. RefSeq names its product F-box domain protein. The transcript has a single exon. The coding region runs from base 1 to 1506 and encodes 501 amino acids. The record is from RefSeq and is a predicted model, not a curated record. Lineage: Eukaryota; Fungi; Ascomycota; Sordariomycetes; Glomerellales; Glomerellaceae.